Molecule: messenger RNA, 5719 nt
Organism: Triticum urartu
Lineage: Eukaryota; Viridiplantae; Streptophyta; Magnoliopsida; Poales; Poaceae
Source: RefSeq, a predicted model, not a curated record
ACAACCAAACCAAACCAACCAUCGUCAAUUCAUCAUCCCGCAAGGCGGGGAAGAAAACUGGAAAGAAAUAUUUGCACGUUAGCCCCUAGCGAAUAAAGAUCCCGGGGUGACGGAAAGCCCCCUCGCCGCGUUGGGAUCCGUCGCCAUGGGGACGGCGACGAUGGCCACGGCGUUGGGCGCGGCCAUGUUGCUCUACUUCGUGCUGAGCCGGAGGCUGGCGAAUCACGAGGAGGCCGCCGGUAGCUCCGGCGGGGGCGGAGGAGGGAAAAGGCGGAGGGGACGCGCGGCGCGGCAGCCAUCGCAGCCGCCUGCGACAUGGAUGGAGGCGGUGGGUACGCUCGCCGAGACGCUGCGAUUCACCUACUCGGAGACGCUCGGGAAGUGGCCCAUCGGGGACCUCGCCUUCGGGAUCAAGUACCUCAUGCGUCGCCAGGGCAAUCUACAUGUCGCCGGUGUAUAUGCUGGAAGCAAUUGCAUUGAACUUAAAGGACCUGAAGUCAUGGAAGAGUUGAUUGUUCUACGACGGCUAAUUGAUUUAUGCUUUCUUUUCUCUAAGAAAUCAUUCCCAGUUUUCCUAGAAUUGGCUGGAUUUUCACAAGUGGAUGUUCUCAUUGAGGAACCUAAAGCGGGGAUUUUAAAGCCAGCUCAUACAAUUCUGCGUGAUGAGUGCACAAAAUCCUUUCUUGUUUUGAUACGAGGCACUCAUAGCAUGAAAGACACACUAACUGCUGUUACUGGUGCUGUAGUACCAUUUCACCACUCAGUAUUAGAUGAGGGUGGUAUCAGCAAGUUAGUCUUAGGGUAUGCACACUGUGGGAUGGUUGCAGCAGCACGCUGGAUUGCAAGAGGUAUAACACCAUGCCUCCUUCAAGCCGUCACUCAGUGCCCAGAGUACCAAAUAAAGGUGGACACUUCUUACUUUUGGUUAUGGUUUCAGAACUUUUUCAUACUUAGUUUGAUCUUACCUGGGAAUCUUAUUUGCUCUUUAAGAUUAUUUCUCGUCAUGAUAUUUUUAAUUACUUCUAUAACAAACAAGUCAAUUUACCGUGGGUCUGUAUGCUGGCAACAAAAGACUCCAAAAUCAAAAUACUGUCAUACAUAAUUCCAUAUCCAUAUUACCAUGCAAAUCAACAUGAUUCUGGCGAUCCCAGGCCUCUGUUUUGUGUAUAAGAUGGCUACACAUUUGGCACUAGUAAAGAGUAGCAAAGCUCUAAUCCUACAUGCCUGGUUGUAUUGUUAUUUUAGUAAGAACAGUAGGGAACAUCCAUGUUCGAAUAUAUCAAUUAAGAAAUUAAUUUACAUAAAAGUGGCAAAGCUCAGUAGCCUAAGCAUCUCAAAAUAAACUGAAAAGUGAAUGUAAUAAAACCCAGCCCUGCUACCCAAAAAGAAAAUUACAAACAAAUUUAAAUUUGCGCUAUGUUAAUGUACCUUGAUAAGCCAAUCAUCUCUCCAUCAACUUAUCCAACUUCUAACCAUCAACCAGUUGUUCGGGAACUGCACACAUUGAACAUUCUGUUCGGAAUUAAUAUACAGAUUCCCCAAGAAAAAAUUGUUAGCGCCAUCAUGUUUUAUACCUAAUUCAAGCAUAUCAAAAACUUUGUGGUCCAACUUAUCUAAAUCAAGUUUCAGCUGCCCUCACUCUGUUCAUGUCCAAGAAAAGAUUCAUCCAUCUACUUUAUCACAUUAUAAAUUGUGUUGUGGGAAAAUAAAAUGAUUACACCGGUGUUCGUCCCUAGCCUUGAGUUUUGAGAUAGAGCCCCAGUGUUAGGGAUGCCGACGCCGGUGAGGAGAUGCUGCAGCGGGGAGCAGAGAGCAGGGUGCUUGCGCGACGCCACCGGGUUGCGUGGACGGGGCAGAGACGGCGAAGGCAAGGAGGGAACGGUCGUUGCUGGACUCGGUGCAAUGAGAUGAGGCAGAUGCAGCGAACACGUGGGGGAGGAGGGGGGGGGGGUGUCAGGGAGUGCCCUGACGCUCAGGCUGUAACUGUGGUUGCCGGCCGGCUCUAUAGCAAGGGCGCGUAGGGGGCGGCGAGGACUGUCGCCGAACUUGUGCGCGUGUGGAGGGACGGCUCAUGGAUGGCUGAGGUUCGUCAGCGAUGUCGCGGUGACCUUGGCCUUCACUGGCGAGGGUGCGUCAUGUCUUCACUUGGGAAGAGCUCCAUGCACUCCAUCAACUUCAUCCAUCAGCACCAGCAUGGGGGCAUGCUGCGUCUUUAGGAAGGGGCAUUGUCACGACCAACCUAACGACCGAAGAGCAAAGGAAGGAAUGGAAGAAGCAAAGCCAGAAUAAGAAGACUACGAAGAGAGUAGCGCAUGCUCUUUUGCGCCGCUAGCGGGAAGCCCAAUCCCAUGCAGAGCACAAUGGCACAAUACUAAAGAAUGCCCCAGGGCAGUGAUGUUAAAUAGCUGUUGUCGUCGUUGUCGAGAGACCAGUUUGUAUCAGGGGCAGAGCUAGAUGGUAGACAUGAAUUUAUAUCAUAGCAAGAAAAAUCUAAAUAUUUUCUUUUAAAGGAUAGUUUCACUGCUGGCCCACCCUGACUCAUUGGGCUAGAUCCGCCACUGGUUUGUAUCUAGCUAUUGCUAAACCACUCCUACCUGCUCCUCUUUGUUCUUCCUCAAGAACUUGUGCUUCACAUUACCUGUAUCUUGGCGUGGUACCAAGGUGCUCGGAUAUGUAAUAAUCAAAAUUUGAUCCACUCUGUAUCCCUUUAUAGUGUUACAUUUGGCAUCAGAGCCUCAGAUCCCACCUUAUUCUUUUCCUCCCAAUUUUUUCUGAGAGUUGAGAGCAUAUCCCCAGCAACCCACCAAAAUCCUUUGCUACUAUUUGGUUGUGAAACCGAGUUUCUAUGGUAUCUCUUGAUUCUUUGACGUAGGAGCUUAUGCAAGGUAUGCUGUACUUAUUUUAUAAAUUGAACCCCACCGUCGCCUCCCACACUUUCCUUGAGGAAAGGCCUCUGCUCUGUACUCUCCAGACUCUCUUCUCUCUCUGCCUCGCCUCCAAUCAUUGUCGUUGCCUGCUGACAACCGGUUGCCGAAGCUGGUUGCCUGUGCCACAGGCCACAUGGCACUCCGCCUGGCCAUGCCCCUGCAUCUAGCCCUAGCCCCAGCCCUUGUAGUUGAGGCCUGAGGCGUGGUGAUGGCUCAUUGGUUAUGUGGUUGCAUGUCUGAGGAACUAAUCCUAUCGUGCAAUGAUGCAUGGAGCGAUGGGGAUGGCACACUCGCAUGAGAGCGGCCCCAUGGCCGUUGCAUAAGGAGAUGACAGCGCUCUCAAAGCUGGACAGAGACUAUCCUAGCGUGUGACGUUUGUCUAUCCUGAAAGCUGCUGUCGUCGCCUCAGUCGGCAGAUGGCAUGAGGUGGCAGAGGCAACGGUUGCUUUGUCGUCCAACGCUAGGAGCAUGAAGCAAGCUCGAGCAGCGGGUAUGACUGUUGAGGUGACAAUCUGGCAAUGGCUUCUGCCUCAUGCUGUUAGAUGCAGGAACACCUGCCUGAUCUCUUCCAAUUAUGCAUGCAUGACAGAAUUUUUCUGGAUGGGCUGAAAGAUUGCCUAAAGAAAUGCUGUAUCAGGCAUUGCUUGAUUCUGGUUUAAUAGGUUGGAUUUCGGAUCGUAGAGGAAAAAAGGGUUUGAGAAACAGACCAAGGGAUCGGUAGCCUGCUUGUGUUUUGCUUCUGGAAAUUGAUGAAAGAGAGACAAAAACAGAUAGGAGGUAGACGCGCUGGGACCCACAUGAGGAUUGGUUUUUCUAUCCUCGGCUCACAUAUGUGUGGUAUUAGAUUUAUAAUUAACCAACAUUUGGUUAUCCAAUCUAAACUCAUGUUCAAAGUUAAUCCAAUUUAGUUACUACUAUUGAAAUGCAACUAAGACCUUCAAAAUUAGUACUAUUGGAAAAUUAAACAAACAUAAGUAUUUUUUUCCAUAAUGCAAUGUUGGAAGGCAUCUUAUAUUGGGGUUCAUAUUACAUGCGAUUUUCGGCUGUACAUUGGAAAUUAGAUAGUGCUUGGAUUAUAAUAAUACGUAAUUCUGCAUUUCCUUGUGUUUAUAGAUUAGAUGACAAUUGACAGUGGAAAAACCUGCAUCCUCCAUGUACUCCAGCAGGCUCACUCUGCCCACAUUGGUCCACCGGCGUGGCAAAUCGCCCAUUUGCUCUAGUUUUUAUGUAAAGUCCAGUUAAAUAAUCUUUUGUUGUCGAUAGUUUCACCACCGCCAGCUUUUUUGGUUGGCAAACAAACAAUAUCCAAGCAAUUAAGCCAAUGGCGUAGCAAGGAUUUAUCGAAGCCCAGGGCUGACUGCUAGAGGCCCAACCAGAGGGAAAGAUAAUGGGCUGCGCUCCAGGCCAAAUGUGAUACCCACUAAAAUAUAGGCUAGGGAUCCUAAAAAAAAUCUACAAUAUAGGCUAGGAAUUUUCCCACGCCCCGGGCCUGCCUGGGGCUCAGCCAUGCUUUUGCAUUAAGCAUGACCCCAUCCGAAAAAUGUAUAUCAGAAAUGGCAAUUAUCUUUAAUUAGGAGUAAGAGUUUACUGUUGUAAUAGGUAAUGCAAACAUGACUAAGUUAACCAUGGUCAGUCUCCCUCCUUUUGGUGAGUAUGUUGCUCCUGUUAGGAAAAUAUGCCUCAUUGUAUUAUCAGUAGGCUGAAGCCAUCAUAUAUACAUGUGUAUAUGUACAGGAGGGAGGCCAGAAUGCAAAAGGCCAAAGGACACCAUAAAUAUAACUCUAACACCCCCCUCUCAAACUCAUGGUGGAUCCACAACACUGAGUUUGGAGAGGUAAAAUCCACUUUGCGCUCUAGUCUGUGCCUUCUUGAAGAAGUCCGCCAAUUGUAACUCAGAUGGCACAUACCGAAGAGCAACAACAUGAUCCUGGACACCAGCACGCACAAAAAAAGCAUCAACCCCAAUAUGCUUGGUAAGCUCAUGCUUCACGGGGUCCCGUGCAAUACUGAUAGCUCCUGUACUAUCUGACAAGAUGUCUGACAAGAGAGUAGUUGGUGUAGUACUAGAAACACCAAAAUCCUCUAGCAACCAUCAUAGCCAAGUCACAUCUGCUGUCAAUAGAGCCAUAGCUCGCAACUCAGCCUCUGCACUCGAAUGGGAAACUGCAGUCUGUUUCUUUGUCUUUCACGCAAUGAGAGAACCACCAAGAAAAACACAGUACAAAUAGUGAACGGCGAUCCGAGGGAUCACUAGCCUAUGUAGCAUCUGAAUAGGCCUGGAGCUGUAGCGAGCUGGAACGGGGAAAGAAGAUGAUGAGAGAUCGUGCCACGAAGAUAUCAUGGAACACGAAGAAGGUGACUGUAGUGAACUGAAGUAGGAGCAGAAACAAACUGACUCAGAAUAUGGACAGGAUAUGAGAUAUCCGGACGAGUGACAGCGAGAUAGACAAGACUCCAAACAAGAUGACGGUAACAUGUCGGAUCAGACAAGGGCUCACCAUCAGAAGCACGAAGAUGAACAUUGAGCUCCAUAGGAGUCUCAACAGUGCGCUCAUUACUAAGAGCCGCACGAGAGAGAAGAUCCUGGAUAUACUUUUCUUGGGAAAUAAAGAAGCCAUCAAAGGUAGAAGAAACCUCAAUCCCAAGAAAGUAGCGAAGAGGACCAAGAUCAGACAUAAGAAACUGCUCAUUAAGACGUGCCUUGACAAAAGCAAUGUACUCAGAGUCGUUACCAGUGAUGAUCAUGUCAUCAACAUAUAGAAGAAGAGUCCUACCACGAGCAGAAAGGUGGA